CCAUGUCAGAGUUUUGCCCCAGACACCAUUUCCUCUGUUUCUGUCUGAUCUGGCAGAUUUUGGCCACUAACAUGCGCAUGAACACAUUUCUUUUAUGCAAAAGUAACCCACGCGUCGGAGCAUCGCACGUUUCCUUAGUCUUAUGAGUCAGUGAUCGUAUGUGUUUAUUUUGAAACCAAGAUUUACUGUAUGGAUUUACAGCAGGAAACAGCCCAAACUGAAACUGUAAAGAGGAUCCUCUCAGUUUGAAAACUUCUUCUUCGGUGAUGACAAGUGAAACUCUUACUCACUUUGUUAUGGGACCCAUGGGAGCCUCUGAAUGACACCUGGAGGUCCCUUUUACUUUGCAGGGAGCAGCCGAGCAGCAGUGUGGAUGCUGCAUGCGAGAGAGGAGGUGCGGCAAAUCCACAUUAGGAGGACGAGGAGAGCGCUGUUGUUCCGUCGAAUCAGUGAGUCGGUCUGAGCACAGGCAGCCAGUCACUCAGUCAGUCAGUGCGCAUUGUUGAAAACGGGGAGCGUCGGGCUGCAUUCCGCAGACUUUCGCCGUCCCAUCACUCAGAAAACUUGUCAGCAAAAAAAGUUUUGGGAUUGUUUUGAGUUUAUGAGAGAAGCAAAGCGAGGGGUAAGAAGGUGAAACAGCGAGGGGAUGGAGAAGCACAAAGUGCUGGACCAGCUCCUGAUGGAGCUCCACCGCUUCCUGCUCAUCCUGGACAAGGAGACCCUGAGUGGGAAUGCCACCAUCCAGAAGGGCUUGCUGGCUGAUCUCCUCAAGUCCUACGGAGCCUCCAAUGGUGCUGAUGAGGAGUAUAUCUACAUGAACAAAGUCAUUGUUACUGCGAAGGACAAAGGCAGCAAAGAUGACAGAUCCGAUGCCCUGAUCAAUGGAAAAGCAGGAAAACAUUUCUCCGUCCCACAGAAGAACCUUCCUGACCUGCCGCCUCCCAGAGCAGGUAUGGUGGGUCGAGAGCCGUUCCCAUUACCUGCCGUCCCCGCUCCAGCCUGUAUAGACACUUCAGAGAGCUACUACGAGGAGGCUCAGCCAUAUGAGGAAACUUUCAAUGAUCUGGACUGUUUUGGCCUCCUCUCAGGGCCCUGGAUGCGAGUGCAGAGCUCUGACAGUGUGGUCUAUGCUGUUAUCAACAGGGAUGACGGGGAGGCAGUCAGCAGUUCAUACGAGUCCUACGAUGAGGAGGAAGUGACCAGAGGAAAGUCGCCGUCGGCGCAGCACCAGUGGCCGUCAGCGGAGGCGUCCAUUGAGCUCAUGAAGGACGCUCGGAUCUGCGCCUUCCUGUGGAGGAAGAAGUGGCUGGGCCAGUGGGCCAAACAACUGUGUGUCAUCAAAGACCAUCGCCUGCUGUGCUAUAAGAGCUCCAAGGAGCAGACACCUCUGCUGGAUGUGAGUCUGCUGGGAUGCAGCGUGGUCUACAAGGAGAAGCAGCUGAAAAGGAAAGAGCACAAACUGAAGGUCAUACCAGUGGGAGGGGAGGCUAUCGUUCUUGGCCUACAGAGCAAGGAGCAGACAGAGCAGUGGCUAAAGGUGAUUCAGGAGAUCAGUCCCAAGCCGACUGAAAACUAUGACCACCAGCACUCUGUAUCCGACUCCCCGAGGCUUAUCUGUACAAAGGGAGACCUGAGUGAGAGAUACUCAGUGGCUUCAGAGAGCGGCAGCAGCACUGACAGCCAUGCUGAGACUCCCGAAAAAGAUGUGAAGAAAAAAUCUGGGGCAGGUUUGAAGUUCAGCAACCUCAUGAACAUUGGCAAGAAAAAACCCUCCUCAUUAGAGAGCCCAGAGAAAUGUGUGGACACUUCAGGCUACCUCAACGUGUUGGUGAACAGCCAAUGGCGGACCUGCUGGUGUCUUAUAAAGAACGGACAGCUUUGGUUCUACCAAGAUAAGGGCAAGAACAAAGUGAGCCAGCCAGCUGUGACCCUAGGGGGCUGCAGCAUUCUGCCUGACCCGAGCCCCGAGCACCUGUACUCCUUUAAGAUCGACAUGGACGGCACGCAGGUUGCAACCCUGGAGGCCAAGACGUCCGCAGACAUGGGCCACUGGCUGGGCCUCCUGCUGUCACAGACAGGGACUAAAAUGGACCCCGAGGAGCUGACGUACGACUACGUCAACGCUGAGAGGAUCUCCAGCAUCGUCAAUGCUGCCAAGACUUCCUUAUACUUGAUGCAGAGGAGGUAUUCAGAGCCAAACACCUACAUAGACACACCACCCUCCAUCUCUCACAACUCUGAUGAGCUGUAUGAUGAUGUGGCGUCUAUAGCUGAUCCAGAGGAUGCUGAAGAGAGAGGCCUGCCAGACAGCGAGGACAACAGUCCUCAGGAACUUAAUGAAACAUCCGCGCAGGACACCAAGGAUUCAGCGGGAACACAACAGGACACUGACAACAGGAUUUACCUGGACCUGGUCCCUGUGCGCUCGUUCCUCCAUACGUCCUGCGGGGGUAAAGCCCCUCCUGCCAAAGAAACUUCUGGACAUUCCCCAGUCCCAGCAGAGGAGCAGAAGGACCCCUCAUCUCAAAUGAAAGAGGUCGUUUCAACUACCCGCACUGAGCCAGAGUCAGCACCUGUGAUAAAUGACACAAAUUCAGCCUCUGCUACAGAGCACCCUCCCACUCCCACUCCACCACAGCCACAACCCCAACCAGUCAGGACCUCAACCCAAAGCCAGGAGACCCCCAAGAGGAGCAGCGUGGGGAUCCCACAGGCCUUCACCUCCUCCGGGGGACAGAUCCACAAAGGCUCAACAGUUUCUGUGGGGCUCCCUCACAGUCCUCACCCCCAGCGGCCCAAGGCACAUACCAUAGGGUGUCCCGGUGCAGUCGAAGGGAAACUGGGCAAGAACCGCACAGAAGCAGACAUGCGGCGCUACAUCGAUGAACGCGACCGUUUGGAGAAAGAGAGGGAGGAGAUGAAGAGUAGUCUGGCGAACCUGAAAAAGGAGAGGAGGGAAACCAAAGAGGAGCUCACUGCCUGCCAAGAUACCAAGCAGCAGGCCUCGCUAGAAGCCCGUUUGAAGCAGAAGGACGAGGAGUGUCGGGAGGCGGAGCGCCGCAGAGUUGAGGUGGAGCUACGGUUGAUGGAGGUGAAGGAGAGUCUGAAGAAGGUGGAGUCGGGGCCUUUCACACUGGGGACCACACUGGACAGCAGCCUCCAGGACACAUCCACACCUAAAGCAUCAACCCUGCCUUCUAUGCAGACAUCAUCAUCAUCAUCAUCAACAUCAUCAUCAUCUUCAUCAUCCCAACCCUGCAACAGCAACAUCAGUGCAGACCCAGCCUCGCCAGUCAACUCUGCCUCUGCACUAAAGAGCAGACCGGCCUCUAUCAUGGCCACCAAAGGCAAAGUCCUGCAGAAAGCCAAGGAAUGGGAGAAGAAGUCCACCACCUAGAGGGAAACCUGAAUGCCCCUUGAUGUCCAAAAUCCAAGUUUAUCUUGGUCUGGUCAGCUGUCCACAACUUGUCCUGCUUCAGCAGGGAACCACCAAGUUAACAGACCAGACAGUUCAUUCAACAUCCUCCCUUCUCUCUAUGGACCCUCCAUCCUCAUCACCUCCUCGCCAAGACUAUAAAGAGCCAAUCAGAGAGUUGCACGAGCCGUCUCCUCAAACACCACUGGAUAUUCUUAGUCCAUUGACUUUUCACCUUGUUUGUCUCCAUUUGCUUAAGGGAGGACACCAAUGUAGUAGCAUUCUGGUCAGUCUAACAAUUGUUCUUGGUAACGAUGCACAAAUGGGACGUUUGAAAACAGCCAAACAUUUGAAACCACUGAGACAGAAAGACAUCCCUCUAACUAAAAUUGGCCAUUUUGUACACUCUAGAUUGUAGCUUGGUUCAUAUAUGCUGGUAGCCAAGAUGUAAAUAUAUUUACACCAUUAUUCAGCCUCAUGUGGCUUGUAUUGCUAGCUAAAAAUGCACUUUUUAUUCAAAUAAAAAUGUACUGACAACAAUACUGGCUUGAAUUGCGUUGAUGGAAAUGUCUUCAUUUGCCUUGAACGUAACAUCUGUCCGUCCAGCUUGUCUGAUGAAAAUGGACCCAAGGUUACCUGCUGUACAAAUGCUUUGAAAUUUGCAAAGGACACUGGAAGCGUGCAGCAUUAAAAUUUAACAUGGUAAUUAGAGUCAGAUCAGGCACAUCUUACUAAUGAGGGAAUAAAGCAUUCAUGAAGGGGAGUCAUUUGACAAUUAGAUGUUCACCUGGCAAAUGUGUUUGAAGGUUAAAAGUGAUUGAACUGUGCUGUUGGCUAAAUGACUCGCUGUUUUAAAUAUUCCAAUUUAAAGCUUAUUAGUGGAAUAAUUCUACUGUCUAAUCAGACACUAUUUACUAAAGCUGGAUGGACAAAUGAUCCAUUAUGGAAGUUUGUUUCCCUUUUCCCCAGAAGUGAUAAGUAAAGUACAGGGUAAGUUAAAGGGACAGUUCACCCCAAACACAAAAAUGCAUGUUUUUCCUCUUACCUGUAGUGCUAUUUAUCACUUUAGAUUGUUUAGGUGUGAGUUGCCAAGUGUUUAAGAUAUCGGCCAUAGAGAUGACUGCCUUUUCUCCAAUAUAAUGGAACUACAUGGCACUCGGCUUGUGGUGCUCAAAGCA
This is a messenger RNA of Epinephelus fuscoguttatus (brown-marbled grouper), 4593 nucleotides long. It is a transcript of the gene afap1l2, whose product is annotated as actin filament associated protein 1-like 2. Gene Ontology annotation, cellular component: cytosol. Gene Ontology annotation, molecular function: SH2 domain binding; SH3 domain binding. Gene Ontology annotation, biological process: positive regulation of DNA-templated transcription; regulation of interleukin-6 production; positive regulation of epidermal growth factor receptor signaling pathway. The transcript has 20 exons. NCBI's taxonomy places the organism in Eukaryota, Metazoa, Chordata, Actinopteri, Perciformes, Serranidae. The record is from RefSeq and is a predicted model, not a curated record. The coding region runs from base 647 to 3397 and encodes 916 amino acids.